This is a messenger RNA of Macadamia integrifolia, 609 nucleotides long. RefSeq names its product protein C2-DOMAIN ABA-RELATED 4-like. The record is from RefSeq and is a predicted model, not a curated record. Lineage: Eukaryota; Viridiplantae; Streptophyta; Magnoliopsida; Proteales; Proteaceae.
CUCUCCAAACAGAACCUUCUCCUUUCUACACAAUAAAAUGUGGCUGAGAUAAAAUACCAAUUCGAGGACCUGCUCUGUUCAGAAGGGCAGAGAAAGAAGGAUCUCCCAGACCCAAUUCCCAGAACCCAGAUUCUGCAAGGAAGGUUGGAAAAGCAGGGAAAAAAAAUUAAUAAAUUUUCGAAACAAGUUGGGUUUGUGGGAGAAUUGAGAUUUGAAAUUUUAGAUUUGAGAUCCUUAUUGUGCAUGUGAGGAUUCUUAACAAUUAAGUAUCAAUAAUUUUUUUUUACAGAUAUUUACCGUUUCUUGUGGAAGACUUUAUUAUAUAUAAGGAAGAUCAGGUCACUUAUGGAUUGUCUACAUAGCCCAACAGAUAAUUCUUCUUCUGCUACAGCGUCGUCUUUCAUGGAUCACCUUUUGGGUCUUCUAAGAAUUCGUGUCAAGCGCGGCAUCAAUCUGGCCAUUCGUGAUGUUCGCAGCAGCGAUCCUUAUGUAGUUGUCAAGAUGGGUAAACAGAAACUGAAGACUCGUGUGAUAAAAAAGAACGUUAAUCCUGAGUGGAAUGAAGACUUAACUCUCUCUGUUCAAGAACCUAUUGUUCCAGUCAAGCUU